AUGCCGGCAGCACGCGCAGGGCCCCGCCGGGCCGCCCUGCGCACGCUGCACCGCGGCGUCCCGUCCGCGUUGAGCCGCCCUCCGCUGGGCGCCCUCUCCGCCCCGCUCGCCUCCUCCUCCUCCUUUUCCUCCUCCUCCUCCCACGGAGCCACCCUCCUCCUCCGCCCCCUCUCCCUGCCAGCCUCCUCCCCGCCCUUCCCCUCGCUCCACGCCGGUGCCGGAGCCGCGCGUCACUCGGGCUCCAGCCCCGCCGCAGACAUGGCGACGCUGACCGCGGUCCAGCCGCUCACGCUGGACAGAGAUGUUGCAAGAGCAAUUGAGUUACUGGAGAAACUGCAAGAAUCUGGAGAAGUACCAGUACAUAAACUACAGUCUCUAAAGAAGGUGCUGCAGAGUGAGUUUUGUACAGCUAUCAGAGAGGUGUAUCAAUACAUGCAUGAAACCAUAACUGUUAAUGGCUGCCCCGAGUUCCGAGCCAGGGCCACUGCAAAGGCAACAGUUGCUGCUUUUGCUGCAAGCGAAGGCCAUUCACACCCGCGAGUGGUUGAGCUGCCAAAGACAGAUGAAGGCCUGGGAUUUAACGUGAUGGGAGGAAAGGAACAAAAUUCACCCAUUUACAUUUCCCGCAUAAUUCCUGGAGGAGUGGCAGAAAGGCACGGAGGGCUCAAACGGGGCGACCAGCUGCUCUCAGUUAAUGGAGUGAGCGUUGAAGGGGAGCAUCACGAGAAGGCGGUGGAGCUCCUGAAGGCGGCCAAGGACAGCGUGAAGCUGGUGGUACGCUACACUCCCAAGGUGCUGGAGGAGAUGGAGGCUCGCUUCGAAAAACUGAGAACAGCACGACGCCGGCAACAGCAGCAAUUGCUCAUUCAGCAGCAGCAGCAGCAAAAUACACAGCAAAAUCACAUGUCGUAGGUUAUUCUCAAGAAAAAAAAAGCCUCGAUCAAGAGUGCAGUAAUCAAGCAACCAGAGCUGUACUUCAGUAUUCCAUUAAAAGGAAGCAACUACAGAAACAUGAAACAGAAUUCAUCUGGAAAAUGUUUAGUACAAGAAUAAUGUAGUUAAGACAGCCAUAUAGAGGGUACUUAUCAUUAUUAGACUUUUCAGAACAUGGCAGUCACAGAUACACAGUAGUUCUGUGACUCCAUUCCUAAUGAGAACAGCAUGGUAAAUAAAUGCUAAGAGACAGAGAAGUCCAGGGCUUCCAAAUAAUGGUGUGAUCUAAUCUUGCACUCCUUACUCUCACAAAGUGGCUGGUUGGCUUUCUCUAGUCAGUGGAAGUGACUAAAGUGGCUUAAGGAGAUCAAGAUUGGCUGUUUUGGGGGACAGAGUCUUUCUUUAUAGUUAUCUCCAGAAAUAAACAACUGCAUCAGUUCAGAAUUUUGCCACAGACAUCAAGCUCACACAUCGCACUUCAUAGCCACUUUGUACAAUAUAUUGUAGAGCUGUUUUAACCUAACUUCCUGUUUAUAAUUUUCAAUUUUCCCUCUGAAAAUAGCAAUUUACUAUAUUUAUAAAGUAUUCCAUUUGUAGAAGCAAUUGGCUUUUUACUCUUGGCGUUUCCAUAUAUUUUAUUAUGCAUCAACAGAGUGAGAAAGUUUUAGGUCAAUUUUAAUUUUAUUAGUGGUAAAGUUAGGGAAUCCUAGAACUGUAUUUUUAAACAUAGGCAUUGCUUGUAUCUAUUAUAGCUACUAUUCAGAAAUCUAUAACUGGAUAUAUUAUAUAUUUAUUCCAUAAAAUAUAUAUUGUCUGAAUGUACCUGUUAGAGAAGUAGGGUCUUUGCUUAGCAUGUAUUGCAAAUGUAGUAAGCUAAUUUUAGCAAAAGACCAAGCUUUGUUUGGCAGAUAUUCCUGUGAUAGCCUAAUCUCAGCAUUUUUGUAUUAUUUAAUUUAUUUUUCAGUCUAACGUUAAUAUAUUUUAGAGAGGAGGAAGUGUAAGUCAUUUCUUUUAAGACCCUCACAUUAUCAUUUAAAUCAAUUUGAAGUUAAGAAUUCUGACUUCUUUUUUUUUUAAAUCAAACCAAAUUGGAAUGUGCAAACAAAAUACUUAAUUAAUUUUACAUUGUUUGCAUGUGUGCUUUUCCAAAGAAAAUAGUUAAAGUUGGAAGGCUAUGAAUGUCAUCCACUUUCAAGAAAUAAAGCAAAUAGAAUCCCCUUAUCCUAAUAAAUAAUCAUUUAAAGCAUGCCUUCUGUGCUACAUUAGAAAAAGCUUGGCAGGGGGAAAAGAGCUUAAGGGAAGAGUCCUGCAGUCCUUGCAUAUUGAAGACUCUGCUGAUGUCAGUGAACUUUAGCAAUGUGAGGAAUGUAGAAGUAGUGUGAGCCUGUGUUCUGAUUGCGAACUUGGGAAAAAGUCAAUUAAUAGUUUAAAGGAUCUAUUCUCAGAGAGAGGCAAAACAAACCAGGGAAAAUUGUCAGUAAUGUAUGUUAAAAACCAGAUGCAGGCUGGCCAGCAGUCUUGUCAGUGUUUGAUUAGUGUAAGUAGUUAGUGAAACAAUAUUACUGUAUUUUUAAAACCAAACAUUGUGAAUAUAUCCAGAAAAAGCUCAUUUUAUACAGAGAAGUAAUUCUAUCCAGUGUUCGUUGGUGACAAUGUCAAUUAAGACAGUGGAGCUUGAGCACCACCAGAAUUCAAGCUGAAAUGUAUUGUAUUGUGCUCUGCACGGUAUCUUUUUAUACUUAAUAAAAUUGUAUGUACCUAUUUUAAAUCUGUAUUCUCGAACAGACACUGCUAUUAAUAUUAACAUUACAAAUUGUUACUAUGACUGCAUAUAACUGUUCUGUAUCUCAUCGGUAUGAUUUGAGUUACACUGAUAACUGUGCAUUUUCAGAGACCAAGUAUUAUUCAGAUUUAGUCAGCCCACUGUACUGCAUUUUUCCAAACUGCCUCACCACCUCCUCCCCUCCUCUUCCUCAAACAAUCUAGAUUUGAUGGAGUGGAAUGUGCUGAUUAAUAAAUUUCCAUAAUGGAAUGUCAUUCAUAUAGAGAAGCAUAUCAAAUUCAUUCUCAUAUAUUAUUACUCAAUAAAUUAUUUAUGCACACUAACAUUAACACUCCAGUCUUUGCCAACACUUAAAAAUAAGGUGAAAGUAAAAAUACAAGUAAAAUGCAACUGAUAAUAAAUUUGAAAUGGAAACGGG
This is a messenger RNA of Lagopus leucura (white-tailed ptarmigan), 3134 nucleotides long. It is a transcript of the gene LIN7A, whose product is annotated as lin-7 homolog A, crumbs cell polarity complex component. Gene Ontology annotation, biological process: neurotransmitter secretion; maintenance of epithelial cell apical/basal polarity; protein localization to basolateral plasma membrane. NCBI's taxonomy places the organism in Eukaryota, Metazoa, Chordata, Aves, Galliformes, Phasianidae. Gene Ontology annotation, molecular function: L27 domain binding. Gene Ontology annotation, cellular component: MPP7-DLG1-LIN7 complex; cell-cell junction; synapse. Bases 1 to 912 code for a protein of 303 amino acids. The record is from RefSeq and is a predicted model, not a curated record. The transcript is spliced from 6 exons.